AUGAUCAAUAUUACACUGCCAAACACCAGCGGUUACUUCGACGUCGACAGAGAAACAGUUUCGCUUAAAAGAGGUUCAACAACUUCCACUUUGGAGCAACUUGGCUUCUGCUUGGUCGGGAGCCGCACAAGGGGUGUCUUUAUCAAAAGUAUUUACCCUGGCAGUCCUGUGGAACAGUCCGGCAGAAUCCAUGUCGACGACAAACUCGUUCAGGCGGACGAUGUGCCGCUGCUUGGCCUUACUCCUUCUCAGGUUGUACGAAUCCUCAACUCAGCGUUGUCUCACAGUCCGACCAUACAGCUGACCAUACUUCACUGUUGUCACCCGUCUUCUCGUCUGGUUCCUGCGACCGUCAAUGAAAAUCCCUCUGAACAACACGGAGAAAAAGUCGUCGAACGAAACUCUACGACUAUCGACACCAGCAAUGGCAAUGGUGACGCAAAGACGAAGUCGAAAUCAGGUUCCAUUUCGGCCGAAGCUGAAGUACAUAUCUCUGAAACGAAAGAGGAUGAUAAGAAGGGGGACACUUUGGACGUUAUCUCGACGAAGACAAAUGCUGAAGUAAUCGAUGAGGAUACUGCCAAAUGCAAGAACAACGACAAAUCACCACAGGAAUCAGUGCCUACUUUCAAAGGUAGAAGAGUGACAUUUGCAAACAUGUCCAUGGAGAACAGUAGCGACUCAACAGGAGACCUUUGCUCGAUCUGCGAAAACGACUUGGUGUCCCCGCCAGAGAACAGGUCACAGAAGGCAAGGUUGGACAGGUUUUCCGCGAAUUAUGAAAAGCUGGCCAUUAGCAGAAGCCAGAGACGGAUAUUCUGUCGCGACAACAUCGAUAAAAUCCCUAACGACGAGCUUCCGCUAAUAUCUUUCGAUCAACUGGUCAACAGCAACCAGUCCAUUUCGCCGGUGGACAACAAGUACUGUUGCAUUCCGAGUUAUUGA
Molecule: messenger RNA, 945 nt
Organism: Soboliphyme baturini
Lineage: Eukaryota; Metazoa; Nematoda; Enoplea; Dioctophymatida; Soboliphymatidae
Source: the annotation of a GenBank genome assembly